Molecule: messenger RNA, 567 nt
Organism: Colletotrichum tamarilloi
Lineage: Eukaryota; Fungi; Ascomycota; Sordariomycetes; Glomerellales; Glomerellaceae
Exons: 2
Coding region: 1-567 (188 amino acids)
Source: RefSeq, a predicted model, not a curated record
AUGGCUCUUGACCUCUUCAUUCCAUCCUGUGUGAGAUCUCCUGCUGGGCAUCUCCAUCUACCGGAUAUUGAGCGGCCGCUCAGAAUCAGGAUCGAAGGUCCACGAGAAUCGAUAGAAAAGCUAUUCCCGUCUGUUUCAUGGGAUACUCGCGUAUUUGAUGGGAAGUUUCCUCAGGAAGCUGGUCCACUACUCGCAACGCUGACGUUUCGGCACAUUUAUGGGGAGAGCGUCCGUUCUGAUGUCCCUGGCGAUUUGGUCCUAACGACAGGUGUCUUUUUAAAUAGCGACUUAGACUACUAUGGUGUUACGUUCGAUCAUCUUGUUCCCGUGGAUGACGCCGAUCCAGAGGUAUUACAACUCAACAUCAUCGAGGUGGAGUCUGAUCAGGGCAAGACUGCCAACGAAUACGUGAGAUUUCCGGUCGAUGCACUGGAAUACACAGGAAAGAAGGUAUUGGCCGUUCCCAGAUGUUGUCAGAAACGAAAGGGCACUACAGAUCGCGCAAGGGUCAAUAAUGAGGUUUUGUACAGGGAUGGGCAUCCCAACCCGUGGAUGCAAAGCAAGUAA